AUGGAGGGCGAACGGCACGAUACGAAAAGGCAGGGCGAGGCGGAUGGAGAAAGAAGCCGCGAGCAGACAGCGCCUGCUGGCCACCUCGAGACAUUCGCCAAGAACGCUAGCUACAUGGGAGGGCUUCGUGAAGGAUGGAUUGAAAAACAUUCGAACAAAGAAGAGGCGACGGGAGGAACCGGCAGAGGAUGCAGGCCCGAGCUGGACUCUGCGAUCCACGAGAUCAACGCCGAAAUGGCGGAGCUGUUUGGAACCGCGCCUGGCGAGGAUCCUCCCUCGCAGCGAGAUCUGCCCGGCCUCGCGCAGGCCGCGAGCAGCCAUCAGAGCCCGCACGCGCCGCCCGGAAAGUCUGCUGACCUGCAGUCUGCAGCGCUGGCCGCGCUGGCGGCGGGGAUGCGGGACGCGGCGCAGGCGCCGGGCGGCGGUCCCGUUCCGCUCGCGGCCGCCUCCCCGAUGCCGGCCCGCGCCCACACCAGCAGCGGCGCCGCCGUCGCGCUGCACGCAAAGAUCGUCUGGGCGACGGACGAGCUGUCGCGGGCAGCCGAGCCUGCAAAGGCGACGGAGCUGGCGAACCUGAUCGGCGCUUGCGCGCGCGCGGCGAGCGAGCUCGGCGAGCCCUUCGCCGGGCGGCCGCCCUCCCAGUAA
This is a messenger RNA of Emiliania huxleyi CCMP1516, 645 nucleotides long. RefSeq lists its product as hypothetical. The record is from RefSeq and is a predicted model, not a curated record. The transcript is spliced from 3 exons. Lineage: Eukaryota; Haptophyta; Isochrysidales; Noelaerhabdaceae. Bases 1 to 645 code for a protein of 214 amino acids.